AUUCAACUUACCAGUAUAUAAAAGGUUCUGCUGACAUUAAAUCCAUCCAAGGAAUUUUCCCUUGUGGACUUCAGUGUGUCACCAUUUUAAUUGGUGUCUAUGACAUACAGACAGGGGUGCCUCUGAUGGGAGUCAUCAAUCAGCCUUUUGUGUCACAAGACCUAAACACCCUCAGGUGGAAAGGACAGUGCUACUGGGGCCUUUCCUACAUGGGGACCAACAUCCAUUCACGUCAGCUCGCCAUCUCCAAAAGAACCGUCAAAGAAACACAGACUGAAAACGCCAGCUCUGAGGUGGAAUUCUCUCACCCUUUGUCAGCAGUCAUUAGUACAAGUGAAAAGGAGUCUAUCAAAGCCGCGUUGUCACGUGUAUGUGGAGACCGCAUAUUCGGGGCAGCUGGGGCUGGUUACAAGAGCCUCUGUGUUGUCCAAGGCCUUGUUGACAUUUACAUCUUUUCAGAAGACACCACAUUCAAGUGGGACUCUUGUGCUGCUCAUGCCAUCCUGAGGGCCAUGGGUGGGGGAAUAGCAGACUUGAAAGAAUGCUUAGAAAGAAAUCCAGAACCAGGGCUUGAUUUGCCACAGUUGGUGUACCACGUGGAAAAUGAAGGUGCUACUGGGGUCGAUCGGUGGGCCAACAAGGGAGGGCUCAUUGCCUACCGAUCCAGGAAGCAGCUGGAGACAUUCCUGAGCCUUCUCCUCCAGAACCUUGCACCUGUGCAGACACAGACAUAGAUGGACUGACCUCUGUGUACAUAGAAACCAAAUCGUGAAACUGUUCUCAUUAUCUCUAUCUUUUGAAGAUAGCUUUGUCCUAUUGAUGGUUAUCAUUUACCUUCCUCUUUUGAGGAGCAUUUUCCCAUCAGGUGUUCAUAAUUAUGUUAAUGUCAAUAAAUUAAUGAGAUUCAUGCAGCAAUUAAUUGGGGUAUGAAAUCCUUUCAGCAAAUAUUGUGCUGUUAGUGUUUAUUGGAACACUUCAAUAAAAUAUUGAAGAAAA
Molecule: messenger RNA, 996 nt
Organism: Galeopterus variegatus (Sunda flying lemur)
Lineage: Eukaryota; Metazoa; Chordata; Mammalia; Dermoptera; Cynocephalidae
Gene: INPP1
Product: inositol polyphosphate-1-phosphatase
Exons: 2
Biological process (GO): phosphatidylinositol phosphate biosynthetic process
Molecular function (GO): inositol-1,4-bisphosphate 1-phosphatase activity
Source: RefSeq, a predicted model, not a curated record